AUGAGGAUUAAGAGUAUUAAUAGUGUCAAUAUUAUCAAGAGGAUGAAGUGGGAGGCAGAAAAUGAUUGUAAGGAUGUAUUUGAUAUACUCAAUGUCCAUGUUGUUGAUAUUAGUGAUAGUACAUGUUACAUUAUGAAAAAAUUAAGAAAUUUGUAUGAUGAUAAUUUAUAUUUAAAUUAUAAUCCUAAUAAUUGUAACUUUGAUGUUGAAUUCUAUAAAAAUUAUAAGAAGCUUAUAUUAAUAAGUCAAAAUAAAUAUAACAACAGUUUCAAUGACGUUUUGAAAAAAUUUAAUGAUGAAUAUAACUCAAAAAUGAAGACAUGGCCUGGAUGCACAGGCGUCCUUAAAAUUCUAUAUUUCUAUUAUGGGAGAUAUGCAGACAAGACUUUUUUAGCUUCAUUCCUUGUAAUUACUCCCAUAUCAGUAACUACAUUUAUUAUAUAUAAGCUAAAGGGAUUGUGGCAAAAAAGGAAUGGAGCACUUAAAUUAAGUGACUCAUUUGAAAAAGAAUACAAAAAUUUAACUCAUAAAAAUUAUACAUUAUUAUAUAACACUGUAGAAUACUAG
Plasmodium gonderi is the source of this 567-nucleotide messenger RNA. Its product is annotated as variable surface protein. Lineage: Eukaryota; Apicomplexa; Aconoidasida; Haemosporida; Plasmodiidae. The record is from RefSeq and is a predicted model, not a curated record. The transcript has 3 exons. Bases 1 to 567 code for a protein of 188 amino acids.